UAAUUUCAAUGGAUUCUAAUGAAACAAUGACAACAUUCUAUAAUCCAUCAUCAUCAUCAUCACCAUCACCGGCCACGUCUCCUCCGCCACCUCCGGUGAUACAAAGCCCGUGUGCCGCUUGCAAGAUACUCCGGCGAAGAUGUGCCGAUAAAUGCAUCCUCGCGCCGUAUUUUCCUCCUACCGAUCCUCUCAAGUUCACUACCGCUCACCGUGUUUUUGGAGCAAGUAAUAUAAUCAAACUCCUUCAGGAACUUCCAGAGAGCCAAAGAGCAGAUGCAGUGACUAGCAUGGUAUAUGAAGCUAAGGCAAGAAUAAGAGAUCCAGUUUAUGGUUGUGCUGGAGUGAUAUGUCAUUUGCAAAGGGAAGUUAGUGAUCUGCAAGCACAAUUAGCAAAAGCUCAAGCUGAAAUAAUUAGCAUGCAAGGUCACCAAGCAAAUCUUAUUGCAUUGGUGUGCAUGGAAAUGGAUAAACAUAAGCAACCUUUGAUCCAUAACUCCAUUAAUUUAGAUCAUCAAAGCUUUGAGGAUGAUCCUUAUUGUUUCCUUGAUGAUAUUAGUCUUUGGACAUGAUCAUUAUGAUGAUGAAGAAGGAGAAGAAGAAGAAGAUGAUGAAGAUGAUGAAGAGCAUGCACUUUGGAGUACUUGAUCAGCUAAUUCAUAAUUUGUUAAUUUCCAAGAAGAUAGUAAUCUUAUAAGUUAUAAGUUAUGUAAUAUAUAUAACCAUAAAAAUAUA
Molecule: messenger RNA, 732 nt
Organism: Dioscorea cayenensis subsp. rotundata (Guinea yam)
Lineage: Eukaryota; Viridiplantae; Streptophyta; Magnoliopsida; Dioscoreales; Dioscoreaceae
Product: LOB domain-containing protein 1-like
Exons: 3
Coding region: 9-569 (186 amino acids)
Source: RefSeq, a predicted model, not a curated record